Molecule: messenger RNA, 510 nt
Organism: Suhomyces tanzawaensis NRRL Y-17324
Lineage: Eukaryota; Fungi; Ascomycota; Pichiomycetes; Serinales; Debaryomycetaceae
Exons: 2
Coding region: 1-510 (169 amino acids)
Source: RefSeq, a predicted model, not a curated record
AUGUCCAAUCAAUACGUGUAUAACAACUACCAGUACUCCCCCAGCAUGGGGUACGCCAGUCUCAGCAGUAUGAACGCAGGCGCCAACGGUGGCAACAACAGCAACAACACCAGUCCGUUGUUCAACAACUUGAACUACGUCUCUCCCACCAGCACCUCCAGCAGCAUGAUGUCCACCAGCAACGGCUCGGGCUCCAGUGCCACCAGCUCUGCCUCGACCGGAGGCUCCAACUACUCGUUCCACACCCCUAGACUUAGAUACUACCUUUCCAAAUCAUUUGACAUCGAGGACGACAUGGAGUUCUGCCCCGACAUCCCGGAACAACAGUACUCCUCCAGCCCCAACUCCAAGAAAUUCAACCCAUACACCGCCAGUGUGUUCUCGCCCUCGCAGGAGGCUCCACCCUCCACCUCCUCGCCACGGGUGCACACGCCCCGGCUCAAGAAACCGUUGGAGAUCAUCCACCCACAAACCAAGUUGAGGGUGGGCUCUCCAGCUACUCAAAAGUAG